UUCCAGCAAUGUAUGAGCUACACUUUGGUGUUCCAAUGGUAGGUGGUGUUCUUUGUACACUAAAUGUCCGUCAUGAUUCGGCAAUGUUGUCAGUAUUAUUGAGACAUUCAGAGGCCAAAAUCAUUUUCGUAGACUAUGAAUUUCUUCACAUUGCUCAAGGAGCAAUUGAUAUUCUUUCCAAGACGAGGACCAAGCUACCCCUUCUAAUCUUAAUUCCAGAGUCCGAUCAAUCAUCCUCUAACAUCAGCAGCACUAUUUCCACGUCGAACUAUCUGGAAUAUGAGGGUCUUUUACUAACAGGAAGACUUGAUUUUGAGGUCAGGUGGCCAAAUGAUGAAUGUGAUCCAAUCUCGCUAAAUUACACUUCAGGUACCACAUCAAGCCCAAAAGGUGUUAUUUAUAGCCAUAGAGGUGCCUAUCUCAAUUCACUUGCAGUGGCACUUUUCAAUGAGAUGAGCUCAAUGCCUGUAUAUUUAUGGUGUGUUCCUAUGUUUCACUGUAAUGGGUGGUGUCUCACAUGGGCUGUGGCUGCUCAGGGUGGCACAAAUGUCUGCCAAAGGAAUGUGACUGCAAGAGGAAUUUUUGAGAAUAUUUCUCAGCACAAAGUGACCCACUUGGGUGGUGCACCCACAGUUCUGAACAUGAUAAUUAAUGCGGCAGCUAGUGAGCGGAGGACACUUCCAGGGAAGGUGGCAGUCAUGACAGGUGCUGCACCUCCACCUCCACAUGUGCUAUUCAAGAUGGAGGAACUAGGAUUUAUUGUUACCCACUCAUAUGGUCUGACAGAAACUUAUGGUCCUGCAACAGUUUGCACUUGGAAACCUGAAUGGAAUUCUCUUCCUCGAGAUACUCAGGCAAAGCUUAAGGCUCGUCAAGGGGUUCACCAUCUCGGCCUUGAGGAAAUUGACAUUAAAGAUCCUGUUACCAUGAAGAGUGUACCCCCUGAUGCAAAAACCAUGGGUGAAGUUAUGUUUAGAGGCAACAUUGUGAUGAAUGGAUACUUUAAAAAUUUGAAAGCAACACAGGAUGCAUUUAAUGGUGGAUGGUUUCGGAGUGGGGACUUGGGAGUGAAACACUCUGAUGGCUACAUAGAACUAAAGGAUCGUUCAAAGGACAUUAUCAUUUCUGGGGGAGAAAAUAUUAGCACAAUUGAGGUGGAAGCUGCACUUUUUAGUCAUCCAGCAGUUCUCGAGGCAGUUGUUGUGGGAAAACCUGAUGAUUACUGGGGGGAGACACCUUGUGCAUUUGUGAAGUUGAAGAAUGGGUGUAAUGCCACUGCAGAGGAGAUUAUUAAGUUUUGUCGCGAUCGAUUACCCCAUUACAUGGCUCCUCGAACUGUUGUUUUUUUGGAUGAUCUGCCAAAGACUUCAACUGGGAAGACACAGAAAUUUGUUUUAAGGGAAAAGGCUAAGACCAUGGGAAGCCUUCCAAAGAAGAGCAUCAGUAGAUUGUAA
Messenger RNA from Quercus lobata, 1454 nucleotides. Its product is annotated as probable acyl-activating enzyme 1, peroxisomal. Lineage: Eukaryota; Viridiplantae; Streptophyta; Magnoliopsida; Fagales; Fagaceae. Bases 9 to 1454 code for a protein of 481 amino acids. The transcript has a single exon. The record is from RefSeq and is a predicted model, not a curated record.